Molecule: messenger RNA, 3943 nt
Organism: Danio aesculapii
Lineage: Eukaryota; Metazoa; Chordata; Actinopteri; Cypriniformes; Danionidae
Gene: pde7a
Product: phosphodiesterase 7A
Exons: 15
Coding region: 910-2460 (516 amino acids)
Molecular function (GO): 3',5'-cyclic-AMP phosphodiesterase activity
Source: RefSeq, a predicted model, not a curated record
GCAGGUGGUGCAUGUUCGGAAACAGCUUGCAAUGUUCAGGACGAACUGAGACUGCCGUUUGUAAUCAGCGUAAUUUAUUUCCCGUUUCGUAUUUUCUUUUUGACAGCAUGUGCCAGCACACGCACGGCGUGGUCGCGGGGCGUGUUUUUAUUCCACCCAGGCCACUUUCUUCUGGUUAAUAUACAGUACUGCAUUGAGUAUUACGGGUGCCGUGUGUGUCUGCAUUGAGAAAAAAGAGACAGCGAGAAUAAAUGUUCAUGCACCGCAGAGCUUGAAUGAAAUCCGCCGUUAAACGGAGGCAACUUCACGCACGUUUGUUGAGAAAUCCGUAGGAUCUCUCCGUUUUCUCCUCCAAGCAUCGGCAUCGGGGUUUGAAGUGGUCAUGCCUUUUGUUUUAAUUUGGGAGACGAGACUGCGGAGCCAUUUGCACGAUGAUGAUGAUUCACGACUGGACGGAGUUUAAAAAAUGAGGAAGCAUUUUUUUCUAAAGAUACUAAAAAGAUAGAGGAGAGGCCUCGUCGUUCCGCAGGCCGUGAUCUGUGCAUGGGAAAAGGGAGAAGAAAGGAAGAAAACCCGAGCCUGAUGAAUAAAAAUCGAGUGAAAUGGAGCACGAGACACGCGCGUGGGGAAAUAUGGACCAUAUCAAUAAUGACGGCGGUGUGCGCGAGAACCAGAUCGAUCCGAACAAAAUGAAGCACUUCGCCUCUUGAGCAUUUAAACUGAUAUAUUUUUUUAUUUGCAACUUACAGGAGAGGGGAUUCCCGUGCUUUUUGAGAGUUGCAAACGGCGCUCAAGUUCCUUGCAAGUUCUCCUCUCCGCCUUAUUUUGAUUCAUAUGGUUAUUUUACUACUUUUCCUUCGGCGGCUUUGAAUUAUUUUCGAUCCGGAUCCAUAGCGUUGAUAAUAUUCAAUGGAAUUAUGUUAUCAGUUACCGGUUUUGCCUCUAGACAGGCCGGUUCCCAAACAUGUUCUCAGCCGAAGGGGAGCCAUUAGUUUCAGCUCCAGUUCCUCUUUAUUUGGAGCCCCCGACCCGAGGCAGCUGUCACAGAGACGUGGAGCAAUCUCCUAUGACAGCUCUGAUCAAACCGCUCUGUAUAUUCGCAUGCUAGCUGUGACAAACAAAACAAUCAAAUCCUCAUUCGUGUUUACACCAGGGGCUUGUGUAAUAUUCAAACAGCUGUUUUCAAGAGAUGUGAGAGUGAGAAGUCAGGUAGGCUUUGAACCUGAACGAAGAGGCUCGCACCCAUACCUUGGCGUCGAUUUCCGCACUUUGCACUCACGUGCUGAGUCAGCAGGGUCGAUUCCAGCUCGGAGGAUCCGGAGGCUGUUCAGUUUCCAGCGACACCUGCUCUCGUCCCGUCUGCUGAGAGGAGCGCCACACCUCAACCCCCUCCACAUCCUGGACGAGGACUACUGCGGUCAGGCCAAGUGUAUGCUUGAAAAGGUUGGAAGCUGGAAUUUUGACAUUUUCCUCUUUGACCGACUUACAAAUGGAAACAGUCUCGUCUUCUUGACAUUUCAUUUGCUGAGCCAGUACGGCCUCAUCGAGCUCUUCCAGUUAGACAUGGUUAAAGUGCGGAGAUUUUUAGUUCUGGUUCAAGAAGACUACCACAAUCAGAACCCUUACCAUAAUGCAGUUCAUGCUGCUGAUGUCACCCAGGCCAUGCACUGUUACCUGAGAGAACCCAAGCUCGCCCAGUCCCUCACUUCAUUCGACAUCCUAUUAGGGCUGCUGGCGGCGGCCACACACGACCUGGACCAUCCUGGAGUCAACCAGCCUUUCCUCAUCAAAACCAACCAUUACCUUGCAGCUUUGUACCGGAAUACCUCAGUUCUGGAGAAUCAUCACUGGAGGUCAGCAGUGGGUUUGCUCAGAGAGACCGAACUCUUUUCUCAUCUUCCUGCUGAGGACAGUUUGAGUAUUGAGAGGCAGCUGGGAUCCCUGAUUCUGGCCACAGAUAUCAGCCGACAGAAUGAGUACCUGUCCCGCUUCAGGACACAUCUGGACGAGAACGACCUGAACUUAGGAAACGCUUCUCAUCGACACUUCGUUCUGCAGAUGGCGCUAAAGUGUGCUGAUAUCUGUAACCCGUGUCGGCCGUGGGAGCUCAGCAAACAGUGGAGUGAGAAAGUCACAGAGGAGUUCUUCCAUCAAGGUGACAUUGAGAAGAAGCAUAAACUUGAAAUCAGUCCACUGUGUGAUAGUGAAGCCAACACCAUAGCCAGUGUUCAAAUUGGUUUCAUGACGUACGUAGUGGAGCCUCUGUUCGCCGAGUGGGCUCGUUUUUCAGACACGCGGCUCUCUCAGACGAUGCUCGGCCACUUGGGCCUGAACAAGGCCAGCUGGAGCACCAUGGAGCCCGAAGCGUCGGGCAGCUCAGAGGACGGAGAAUCAGAUCCGGCUCGAGCCUCAGAAGAGCCCAGUUCCAGAGCCUUAACUCAGGGAAGCCCAGAGUCAUGACACCUCCACUGCCCUCAGCCAAACACACACACACACAAACAGCGCCACCCAUCCCCAAAAAAACAACCACUGAUCAUUCUCCUCUUCUCUUCAUUUGAUUUAAUUUAUUUCAUUUUAAACUCUCUCAUUUCUCCUUCGACAUACAGCAAUACAUAGAUACCUCAUUUGGCUACUGCUGCAAGUUUUUCGUUUGUUUUCUUCUUUCUUUUAAUGAUUGUGAUGUAUUUAUUUAACCUUAUUUUUGGGCGUUACUAAUUCAACGAUGCUUUGAAUAAAGACUGUAAGGGAAAAUGGGGUUGGAUGAAUCCCACCCCUCCUGUGGCUUUAAAGUGCCAUUUCGAAACAUUGAAUUGCUCUGAAAGUCACCUUGAGUAUUUAUAAGACAACCGCAUCAACAAAAAAAAGAGACGAUGUGUGAAUGCAUUGCGAGCGAGUGCGUUUGUGUGCGCUAGUGCUUCUGCAAAUCAAUCUUCCUCCUUGUGUACAAAAUGUGAAGAGCCCAGUCCUUUUGCUGCCUCUGAAGACUGUUUACACACGUCGUUUUUUUCUAUACGAAUCAUGUUAGUUCUGUGAUUUAUUGCCUUCGAAGCACAGAUGUGAAGAACCACUUGUACAUUUUUGUUUGGAAGCCUACUGCUGAUGAUCAACGAAAUCUUUGUUGGACUGCAAACCCGCCAUUUGUUCUACAUUGCAUCCCUUUCUUGUAUUUCAGACCCCCUCCCCGUUUUUGAAGGAACGUCGCGCAGUGUAAGGUGGCAGAGAUGACGAACCCUUUGGAGCAUGGAAGAAGGAAUUUCGUGUAGCUCAACAAGACCCUCCGUGGAUUUUGCUCAGGGUUUCACCAACCUGCUUCUUUGGAGAAACGUGGAAGUAAAGGUGCCUUUUGUAGGUAGCCCACACUCUCUUUUCUCUGUCUUUCUCUUCUGUAUUUUGUAAAGAAAGAUCUCGGAAUGUGUCGAAGCCACUCUCGUCUCUUCGGAAGACUGCAACACAAUGCCUUAAAACUAUGCACAAAGCUAAGUGACCAAACCAGCUGUCGUUUUCAUUUUAAAACUCAUCACAUUGUCCAUUUAGUGCACUGUCUGACCCUUUGCCUUUUUGUCGUGGAGUGUUUUGGGGUUUUUUUGUUUUAGUAUGGAGGAGAUUUGGUUUAAUGAGUUGAUUUUUAACAUUGAACAUUCCAUUUUUGUGUAUCGUUUUGGAUUCUGUACAGAAUUGGAGAGGUUUUUUUUGUGCUUCUCUUGAUGUUCGGAAAAGAGAAGAGGUGCUUUAUUUUAGGUGAUUUGUAUUUUUGUUGUAAGUGCUGUAAGACUGUUGAUUUAAGAAGAAAAAAAAAACUGUUUACAGUUUGUUGUAACAGCCAUUUUGGGGAGACGACCUAUGUGUCAAGCCAUUUUGUAAAGGCUUUGCCGUAUAACCUUUUUGAUACAUACCUGUUGCAGUUGCAUUUUUGAUGAAUAAAACUUCACAAAAUGUUUCUCUA